GUUUCUACUCACCACCGCAAGUGAACGUCACGGUGCCACUACAGUCGCAGGUAACUCACCGUCACACAAUCCUACUAUUACCGAGAAGAAGGUCUGUACCUAUAAGAGAAAAACUCAUACCAAAUACAGAGGAAUAGGUCGGCUUUCCGGUGUGCAGCGGUUUUCUUCUCUUUUUUCCUUUUACCGUUGCUGCUAAGGGACAUUUAAGCUUUGCUUCACAGAGGAACAACAGCAGCAGCAGAAAAUGCCAAGCGGACCCAAAACCAACAAGUUUACCAACCGCCACAGCGAGGAGGCUCGCCUGCGGGAGGAGGAGCGUCGACUGGACUCCCGCGCAGCUCGCGAGGCCGCCAAGGAAGAUGCCAAGUGGUCAGAGACAGACGCCAAGGUGCUAAAGAAGGAGGAGAAGCAGCGCGAACUGGAACAGAAGCAGGCGGAGAAGGCUGCGCGUGAUGCGGAGAAGAAGGAGCAGCUUGCCGCGGAGGAACGGGAGAUGAACGCCAAGGUGCCCGCUAAAGUGUCCAAGCGUCAAAUUCAGAAGGACCUGUCGAAGAUGCUGGCCGACUACGACAAGCAGCGUGACGCCAUCCGCGGCGUCGAGCACGGCGCGGUGGUGGAGCCGGCGAAGACGGAGGACGAGGCGACGCUCCCGCACGGCAACGUUAAUCGCGAGCGCGGCAUUGCGUCGUUUGCCAGCGGCAAGCAAGACCCGAACGUCAUCAGCGCGUCGGGUAAGGCCGGAGACGUUCUGGCGGCGUUGGAGGGAAAGACAACUGGCGAGGCUGAAAUCCCUGACAACCGUCACAUUGGCAAGCGUGCGCGCGUGCUGUACAGGGCGUUUUAUGCGGAGCACUACGAUGCAGUGAAGGAAGAGAAGCCCGGUCUGCGUCGUGCGCAGUACAACGAUGUUAUAUGGGAGAUGUGGCAGAAGAGCCCGUCGAAUCCGUUUGUGCUACGCAGUGAGAAAGUUGCACAGCAGCGCUUGGAUGAGGAGCGCCGCUGGAUGGAGGGCGACUCGGAAGGUGACGAGGAGGACGAGGAAGAGAAGAAGGAGUGA
This is a messenger RNA of Leptomonas pyrrhocoris, 1057 nucleotides long. RefSeq lists its product as hypothetical. The record is from RefSeq and is a predicted model, not a curated record. Lineage: Eukaryota; Euglenozoa; Kinetoplastea; Trypanosomatida; Trypanosomatidae. Gene Ontology annotation, molecular function: transcription coactivator activity. Gene Ontology annotation, cellular component: nucleus. The transcript has a single exon. Bases 245 to 1057 code for a protein of 270 amino acids. Gene Ontology annotation, biological process: transcription by RNA polymerase II.